Aspergillus candidus is the source of this 438-nucleotide messenger RNA. RefSeq lists its product as uncharacterized. The coding region runs from base 1 to 438 and encodes 145 amino acids. NCBI's taxonomy places the organism in Eukaryota, Fungi, Ascomycota, Eurotiomycetes, Eurotiales, Aspergillaceae. The record is from RefSeq and is a predicted model, not a curated record. The transcript has 2 exons.
AUGGGGUCAGCAGCAAGCUUUGCGAAGACAAUCCUCAUCCCCGCCUCAAUCUCCCUCGCACUCUACCUCCUCCUCUCAUUCCUCAUCAUCCCCUUCUUCCGCCACUACCACCAGCGCUACUCGCAGUACCUCCCACUCGACACGAUCUCCGCACACACCUCCACCCUACGCGACCGGGUAGCCGACGCCAUGAUGCGCUUCUUUCUCCCCACGUCGUGGCGACGACACCAGCUGACCGAUCAUAACGACAAUAUCAGCAUAUUGGACGAGGAGGGUGAGAUUAUGGUGGGCAUGGAUAUGGGGCCUGGGCGGCGCGAGGCGCUGGAGAGGGGGAGGCAUUCGCCGGCUGGGACGGAUAGUCGGUUGAGUAGGGAUUUGGAGGAGGGGUUUAUGGAUGAUAGUGAUGAUGAGGGGGAUCCGAGGGGGGGUCGUCGGUGA